Brassica rapa (field mustard) is the source of this 2857-nucleotide messenger RNA. RefSeq lists its product as uncharacterized. The record is from RefSeq and is a predicted model, not a curated record. Lineage: Eukaryota; Viridiplantae; Streptophyta; Magnoliopsida; Brassicales; Brassicaceae.
GACUAUCUAAAUUUCCGAUGUUUAUCGUUCCGAUAUUACCUGUAUUUUUAAUAAAUAGUGAUUAUCUAAAUGAUAAAUAUCUAAAUUUCCGAUGUUUAUCGGUCUGGUAUUUCCUGUAUUUUAAAUAAAUCGUGGUUAUGUAUAAACUAAUGGUCAUUAAAUUGUGUAGAUAAUGACGCAGUGACGUUAAAACCCUAUAUAAGACCUGGCCAAUUAGGAAGAUUCUAAUUUGGAUUAACUUAAAGCCAAGCCUCAGCAGCACUUAGAGCUGCAGAAUCACUUUUCUUCUUCGAGGAUGGCAGAUGGAUUAGGCUACGGCGGUUUCGGUGGGGUACCGCACCCGUACUGGCUUCGACCUCAUCCACCAGCUUCUACGCCGCAGUUUCUCGCAACCCAUCCUGUAGAGUCCUCCGAUCAAAGGUUUGAUCCGAUGAUUCCUCAUCACCGAUCGCCGUCGUCUGGUGAUUAUACUGGCCCUCCCGUGCCUGUAGCAUCGUUUGUCACUCCACUCGGUCACGGGGGUGAGGAUUCUAGCAACGACAAGGGUGGAUAUAGCUCAGCUACAGUGUCUUCUUUAGCUGACAUGCUUAUCAGAAACUCUCAGGAGCCUUUCUAUCUGCCUAUCCCUCCUUCUGGUGUUUGUGCUACUACCAAUGCUUUUGAUCUCAACCCUUCUCCUCAUUACUAUUCUGGUUCUGCCUAUGGUACGCAUGAAAGUGUCUCGGUGAAUCCAAAUAUUCUCCGGAUGCUACAGUUUGAUUUAAAUUGUGAUGAGCAUGGAUCUUGGAAACGGAAGCUCAAAACAGAAGCUGGAAGAUCAUUCGGUGACAAUGUUUCUAGUCAUUCUCCUGAGUAUAGUGCUUCUGUUGAACCCGUGCUUGGUCAUGUCAAGCCUUUGUCGGAUAAUCCAAAUCUUCGCGACGGGACAGUUGGCUCAACUAGUUCAAAGAUUCCCCGGCCGCUACAGUUUGAUUUAAAUUGUGAUGAGCAUGGAUCUUGGAACCACUUGAUGGUAUCUUCUGAGGGAAGUGAGUCAAUGAAAGCUGAUAACAGGAUUGCUGCUCAGUCAGCUCUCAGCUAUGAAACCCAUUCUGAAGCUAGUGAAGAUGUUCAAGCCAAGGCAUGUAAGCUCCUGGAACAGUUUGAUAAGAAGUCCGCGUUGUUGCCAGAUCUGAGUAUCAAAGGGAGUAGUAGUAGAUCGAAUGCAGAUGGUGUCUCAAAUGGUCAAUCACCUCUACGUGAUCAAGGAGGUUUCACAUCCCCGGCUUCUUCUACAAGAGUUUCUUCCGUGGUUAGUGCCUUGCAUAAUCUGUCAGAAGUGCUUGUUUAUGAAUGCUUCAGCAAUAGAAGCUUGCUGAAGCCAGAACAACUUGAGAGCCUUGAUAAAGUAGUAGAGAAUCUCACCAGGUGUUCAAAGAAAAUCACCUGUACACAAGCUAUGCAUGUUUCCUUACCAAAUGUGGCCGACCUUAACGAGGCCCCAAAUGUAGUUGCUAAAGAGUUUCAAGGGUUUAAUGUCAAGCCACUGGACAGCUUUGGCUCUAAAGAAUCUGUAGAUAAGGAUGAGAUGACGCAGAGUAUUAAGAACAUACUUGCUUCCAAGUUUCCUGAUGGUGAAGAAAACCACCCACAAACUCUUUUGUACAAGAAUCUCUGGCUUGAAACGGAAGCUGCCUUAUGCUCCACAACUUGCCUGGCUCGUUACCAUCGGAUCCAGAAAGAGACUGGUAAUCUCAAAUUGCAGAAUAGAGAGGUCUCUGCAGAUGCAUCAACCUUCAAGCAGGAACCUUUUCUUAACCCUCAGGAAUCAGUUUCCAUCAUAAACAAGGUAGAGAAGGAGACGGCUGAACCAAUCAUCAAACACGGGAGCAAUUGUGGGAACAAUGUAGUUACAAUGAGUCAUGACGCACCACAAAGCUCUAGAUUCAACUCUGCUCCCCUUGGUGCAGUGCUCUCACUUAUGGCCAGCAGCUUCACCGGCUGUUUAGAACAGGAAAAUCAUGGAAACUUCAAGCCUGGUGUUCAGACACCGGACACGAUAAAGCAGGAGUCCCCUGUAUCCACCCAUGAUGAUGUUAUAGACAGGUUUCGGAUUCUGAAGCAGCAGGAAACAAAGCGCAAACUCAAGUCUCAGAACUGCCCGGACCCAGACAUUGGUGUUAUAGACAGGUUUCAGAUUCUGGAGCAGCAGGAAACAAAUGGCAAACUCAAGUCACUUAACUCCUCAGAGACAAGAAUGGAUGACCAGGAGGACAAUCCAGAGGCUUCGGAGAUGGCUACUAUUGGCAGAAGCAGCCAUAUGAGUGAUGUUAUGGGUAGAUUCCAGGUACUAAAACGCCGGGAAGCUGAGCAAGUUCAGAAAUCUCUCAACUGCGUGGACUCUGAUUCUGAUUCCGAUUCAGAUUUCGAAUCAGAUUCAGACAGUGACCAGCCAAGAAACAGAACACAAAGGUGUGAUUAUCUCUUGUCAGACUCGACGAUGACAAUAGGUGGAAACUCACAGAUAGAGACGUGUGCCAAUACUGAACCAUCUGCAUACGACAACGGCUACGAGAGCCCGACCUCGGAUUGGGAACAUGUCCUCGAGGAUGACUGAGUACUGGAACUUUAUUGGACAAGAAGUUUCGAUCCUUUAAUGGCUUUGUUAGUGUAUAAAUAAACAACAUUAAAUGAAUUCUUAUUCAUAAUGCGGUUUGCAGUUUUUAUCUUUCAAAACUUUACAAGUAGCCUAUUGCUCCGCUGAAUACACCGAACUAAUUGCACUCUGGGGCCACAAAACACAAAAAACUUAUGCACCUUUCACACAGAAAGGCCAUGUAUAUUGUAAAACAAAAUAAUAAUAUUUUUUUUUUGUGAA